AUGGGUCCCGGGACGGACGGGAGAGGUCUGCCACGUGUCACAGGACGGGUGGGCGAGGCCCACCAAGUGUUCCAGGAUGGAUGGACGAGGCCCGUCACGUGUCCCGGGAUGGGCGGGCGUGGCCCACCACGUGUCCCAGGACGGACAGGUGAGGGCCGCCACGGGUCACAGGAUGGGCAGGCAAGGCCCGCCACGGGUCCCUGUGCGGGCAGGCACAGUCCACCAUGUGUCCCGGGACGGCGGGCAUGGACCCCACUGUCACGGGACGGGCAGGCGUGGACCUCCAUAGGUUACGGGACGGGUGGGCGAUGUCUGCCACUUCUCCUGGGACGGGUUACGGGACGGGCGGGCAAGGUCCACCAUGUGUCUAGGGAUGGGCGGGCGAGUUCCGCUACGGGUCUCAGGACGGCCAGGCUAGUUCUGCCACUCGUUCCAGGACAGGUCACAGGACGGGUGGGCAAGGUCCGCCACAUGUCCCAUCCCGGGAUGAGACCUGCCACGUGUCCCGGGAUGGGCGGGCGAGGCCCACCCCAUGUCCCAGAAUGGGCAGGUGAGGCCCACCACAUGUCCCUGUAUGGGCGGGCAAGGUCCGCCAUGUGUCCCGGGUUGGGAGGACAAAGUCCGCCACAUGUCCCAGGACGGGUGGGCGAGGCCCGCCACGGGUCCUGGGACAGGUGGGGCACCCGGCAGGGGGCCAACCAGGUGACCGGAUAG
This is a messenger RNA of Macrobrachium nipponense, 714 nucleotides long. Its product is annotated as collagen alpha-1(X) chain-like. Bases 1 to 714 code for a protein of 237 amino acids. The transcript has a single exon. The record is from RefSeq and is a predicted model, not a curated record. NCBI's taxonomy places the organism in Eukaryota, Metazoa, Arthropoda, Malacostraca, Decapoda, Palaemonidae.